CGAUGCAACCGGAAAUACGGAGGAAGUAGAGGGGAGGUGGGGCAGUGGUGGUGUGGGUUGAUAGUGUCGGUGCCGGAGCUGCAAACAAAAAAUGUUGUGCCUCGACACACACACACACAUACAUACACAUAUACAUACACUCUUAUCCUUGCUCCGUUUUCACAACGUAUCCGUCCGUCUCGCUGCAACCGGGCAACAUCGCUGUCGUCAUCAGCCGGUUCUGUCGCUACUUACUGCCCGUUCCUUCCGUACCUUGCAUUGAUGAUUAACGCUAUCCUUCCCUCCUUAUGUCCGUUUCAAUCGUCUAUCACGAUGCAUGAGAGUAGGCAGGUAGUACGAGAAUACCAGCCCGGCUCGACCGGCUGA
This is a messenger RNA of Loa loa (African eye worm), 366 nucleotides long. RefSeq lists its product as hypothetical. The annotation marks the transcript as partial. The record is from RefSeq and is a predicted model, not a curated record. The transcript is spliced from 2 exons. Lineage: Eukaryota; Metazoa; Nematoda; Chromadorea; Rhabditida; Onchocercidae.